CUCGCCUCCUCGGCGAAGGAGAUCUCGCCAUCUUUUCCCUUUUCCAGUCGAGACCACGCGAUGACGGGUUUUAGCAACAAGGCCAUUCUUAUCGAUGGCCGUGGCCAUCUCCUGGGCCGGUUGGCAGCUAUCGUUUCCAAGACCAUCCUCCAGGGUAACAAAGUCAUCGUCGUGAGAUGCGAACAGUUAAACAUCUCCGGUAACUUCUUCAGGAACAAACUGAAGUUCAUGUCCUUCUUGCGCAAAAGGUGCAACGUGAACCCAGCUCGUGGUCCAUUCCACUUCCGUGCUCCUAGCAGGAUCUUUUGGAAAACAGUUCGUGGAAUGAUCCCACACAAAACACAGAGAGGUAAGGAUGCUCUCAGAAGAUUAAAAGCAUAUGAAGGAGUUCCUCCACCAUAUGACAGGAGAAAGCGACUUGUUGUCCCUAGCGCUAUGAGGGUCAUGUGCUUGAAACCAGGCAGAAAAUACUGUCAUGUUGGGCGUCUUUCACAUGAAGUUGGAUGGAAAUACCAAGCAGUUGUUCGUUCCCUUGAGAACAAGAGACGUGUCAGGACCAUCAUCGACGUGCAAAAGAGAAGGAAGCUCAAGAAACUCACCCACUUGGCUAAAGAAUCAAAGGCCGUACAAAAAACUGCCACUGAGUAUACAAACAUUAUCAAGAGUUGCGGUUACAACUAAGACCUUUGUUAUAAGAAUAAUAAAACAUCUUAUCUUAUUAAAAA
This is a messenger RNA of Copidosoma floridanum, 725 nucleotides long. It is a transcript of the gene RpL13A, whose product is annotated as ribosomal protein L13A. Gene Ontology annotation, molecular function: mRNA binding; structural constituent of ribosome. Lineage: Eukaryota; Metazoa; Arthropoda; Insecta; Hymenoptera; Encyrtidae. The record is from RefSeq and is a predicted model, not a curated record. Gene Ontology annotation, cellular component: cytosolic large ribosomal subunit; ribosome. Gene Ontology annotation, biological process: translation; negative regulation of translation.